AUGACGGAACUGAGGCUGGGAGAUGAAGCUACCUACCGGACCUAUUUCCGUAUGCCCCCGGAGAUGUUUGACAAACUGUUGGCUAGGGUGGGCCCCAGAAUUGCGAAGAUGGACACUAACUAUAGAAGAGCUAUAGAACCUGGUGUGAAGUUGACUGCCACCCUGAGACACCUUGCAAGCGGCAUAGACUACGCAAGCCUGUCCUAUGACUUCAGGGUAUCGCGCCAUACGGUAGCCACCUUCCUUCCUCUGGUGUGUCAAGCUAUUGUAGAUGAGUGCAAGCAUGAAGUUAUUCCCUGUCCAAGCACAGCUGCAGAGUGGAAGGCAAUUGCUAAUGAUUUUGAGAGAAGGUGGAAUGUGCCGCAUGCAAUUGGAGCUCUCGAUGGUAAGCAUAUAUCCAUCAGAAAACCAGCCAGUUCUGGAUCCCUGUACUACAAUCACAAGAAGUUUUGCUCCAUUGUCCUUCUGGCCCUGGUCGACGCGAACACCAAAUUCCUGUGGAUCGAUGUCAGUGGUUUGGGACACCAAUCUGACGCUCAGAUAUUCAACGCAAGUGAGCUGAAAGAAUUCAUCGCCGAUGGCUCAGCUGACCUGCCAGCUGCUGAAUCUAUGACCAAUGAUGACGUGGAUGUGCCAUACUUUAUCCUGGGUGAUGAUGCUUUUGGCUUGAAACCCUACCUUAUGAAGCCCUACACCAGGAGAGGUUUAACCAAGGAAGAGACUAUCUUCAACUACAGAAUUUCCAGAGGCCAGUGUGUGGUUGAGAAUGCAUUUGGAAUCCUGUCCUCCCGCUUCAGGUGUUUGCUGACAACCCUACAACAGAAUCCUGACAAUUGCAGAAUCAUUGUGGAAGCUUGUGUUUGCCUGCAUAACCUCAUGAGAAUGAAGUACCCAGACCUCCAGAAUGCAGAUAUGGACAUGGAAGAUUUAGAACACAACCUGAUUCCUGGAGAGUAG
Neoarius graeffei (lesser salmon catfish) is the source of this 957-nucleotide messenger RNA. Its product is annotated as putative nuclease HARBI1. NCBI's taxonomy places the organism in Eukaryota, Metazoa, Chordata, Actinopteri, Siluriformes, Ariidae. The record is from RefSeq and is a predicted model, not a curated record. Bases 1 to 957 code for a protein of 318 amino acids. The transcript has a single exon.